Molecule: messenger RNA, 537 nt
Organism: Hevea brasiliensis (rubber tree)
Lineage: Eukaryota; Viridiplantae; Streptophyta; Magnoliopsida; Malpighiales; Euphorbiaceae
Product: lysine-rich arabinogalactan protein 19
Exons: 1
Coding region: 1-537 (178 amino acids)
Source: RefSeq, a predicted model, not a curated record
AUGGCUCUCUCGCGUGCCAUGCUUAUGACAACCCUGCUUCUGGGUCUUAUGGCAUCAUCUUCCAUUGCUCAAGGUCCAAUAUCAUCAUCACCAAUUCCCGCUACAAUGCCACCUAAAUCUACUGCGAUACCACCUACAAGUUCUGCAACCCCACCUUCCUCCGCCGUGACAACUCCCCCUGCUGCCACCCCAAUUUCAUCCCCACCAACAUCGUCUCCUCCUCUCACAGCUACCCCAAAUGCAAGCCCACCAACAAUAAGCCCGACGACGAGUCCAAGUUCAAGCCCACCAUCACCAACUGCACCUCAGUCAUCACCACCAGAAGUGGCUACUUCUCCUGCACCCGUGGGACCAACACCAUCUUCUACCGCCGGGUCGCCAACAUCUUCUUUAGCUGCACCAACUCCACCUCCCGCCUCAUCGACAUCCGAUUCAGGAGCUUCUGUUCCGGAUUCAGGAGCUUUUGUUCAUGGAAGCAGGGUGGCAGUCAUGUUAUCACUGCUUGGAGGAGUUGCACUAGUAGUAGUAUUUGCUUAA